AUGGUAAAAGGAGCAGAGGACUUUCGUUACCAGAUUUGGCCCGUGGAUGAAACCAGAAACUGGGAUACACAUUUUGAGGCUGUGCAGUUUCAGCAGAGGGAAUGGAGAGUACCGAGCUGGGAUAAUUGGAAGAUUCUCAUUAGGAGCACCCUUGAUUCUAUGGUGGGCUCUGGCUUUUGGAUUGAGAGUGAAUUGUUUGGACUGUCCAAGUGGAAACAAGAUUUUGCACGUAUGAAGGAAGAAAAAGAGCAGAAGAAAAGAGAGUAUAAGCUGAAGGAGGAAGCCAAAAAGAUUGAAAAAGGCAAGAAGUUGGGACAGGAAGAGAAGAAGAUGAGGAAGAAGAAGAAGAAGAAGAAGAAGAAGAAGAAGAAGAAGAAGUCAAUAAAGGCGAAGACAUGUGGGGAGACAGUGGAAGGACAGAAACCAGGGCAAGAGCAGAAGAAGUGCACCAAGAAGAAAAAAAGGAAAGAAGAAGAGGAAGGGAGGCGGGAGUGA
Messenger RNA from Alternaria atra, 495 nucleotides. RefSeq lists its product as uncharacterized. Bases 1 to 495 code for a protein of 164 amino acids. The record is from RefSeq and is a predicted model, not a curated record. The transcript has a single exon. NCBI's taxonomy places the organism in Eukaryota, Fungi, Ascomycota, Dothideomycetes, Pleosporales, Pleosporaceae.